GGUUUGGUCACGUGACUAACGCUCACAGUGAAAGGCAUUUUAAUCGCUCUGGUAGCACAUUCCUUUAGUUGAAGCUGACAUUUGCCUCGUUUCUUUAGAGACGGCGAGAGAAUGAGGUGAGUGGUGACCAGCUCUCCUUUGGCCUACAGCAGGAAGCGUCAUGGUUCCUCUGCGGUGGGACUGUGGUGAAAUCCGACUCGGAUGCUGAGGGAAACUCUGGCUCUCCUGUUCCUCUGGGCCUGCCUGGGCCCUGUAGCCGCCGCACGGAGCUGCUCGUCGUUUUUCUGCAGGAAAUCUCACAGAGUCAGCGGUCUGAAUGGAGUGGACCCCGGGGCUCCUCUGUUUAUCACUCCCUAUCUGGAGAAGGGCGCCAUAGAUGAAGCCAGGAAACUAAGUAUGGUUGGAAAAAUGCCUGGGGCGAAUGUCAAGAGUUACUCUGGAUACUUCACAGUCAACAAGACCUUCAACAGCAACCUCUUUUUCUGGUUCUUCCCUGCACAAAUGACAAGGCAGAACAAAGCCCCAGUACUGCUCUGGCUGCAAGGUGGACCAGGUGGCACCUCCAUGUUCGGUCUCUUUGUGGAGCACGGACCUUAUGUGGUGUACAAGAACAUGACUGUCGGUUUAAGGGAUUACUCAUGGACGAGCAGAUAUUCAGUUUUGUACAUUGACAAUCCGGUUGGAACAGGUUUCAGCUUUACUGAUGAUGACAGAGGCUUUGCUCAGAACCAAGAUGAUGUUGGCAGAGAUCUGUACAGUGCUUUAACACAGUUCUUCCAACUCUUUCCUGAGUAUCAGUCCAAUGAGUUUUAUGCAACUGGGGAGUCAUACGCAGGAAAAUAUGUUCCUGCCAUUUCCUAUUACAUCCACAAAAACAACCCCACGGCAAAGGUGAAGAUCAACUUUAAGGGCAUGGCUAUUGGUGACGGACUCUGUGAUCCAGAACUGAUGCUGGGUGGUUAUGGAGAGUUCCUGUAUCAGACAGGAAUGAUAGACAAACUCCAAAAACAGUACGUGGACAAGCAGACGGACCUCGGCGUGGAACUCAUCCAGCAGCAGAAAUGGGUGGAGGCUUUUAAGGUUUUUGACUCUUUGCUGAAUGGAGACGUGGAUCCGUAUCCGUCCUUUUUCCAAAAUGCUACAGGCUGCACCAACUAUUAUAACUACAUGACAUGUCAGGAACCUGAAGACCAGGAGUACUUCUCCCAGUUUGUGACUUUGCCUGAUGUGCGGAAAGCCAUCCACGUGGGUAACCUGACCUUCCAUGACGGCUCCGAGGUGGAGAAGCACCUAGUGCAGGAUGUCAUGAAGAGCAUCAAACCAUGGUUGGGGAUUCUGAUGGACAACUAUAGGGUCCUAAUCUACAGCGGUCAGCUGGAUGUGAUUGUAGCAGCUCCUCUGACCGAGAGGUUUCUACCGACUGUCAACUGGAGCGGAGCCGCCGAGUAUAAAACCGCUCCCCGGUUCCACUGGAAGCUCCAGCCCGGCGACACCGAGGUGGCAGGUUAUGUCAGACAAGUCGGAGAGUUUUUCCAGGUCAUCAUCAGAGGAGGAGGCCACAUCCUGCCUUACGACCAGCCGGCAAGGUCCUUUGAUAUGAUCGACAGAUUCUUGUCAACACAGGGAUGGGAGUGAAAUGGUGUUAAUAUAUAGAACAGACUGAUUGACUUGUGUUGAUUUUAAAGACCUUUGAUUGUCAAAACAAAUAUAAAUGAACUGUUUCUGUAUAUAGUUUUGCAACAGUUUAAAAGAAAAGUAUUUUAUUUCUUUAAAUUGGUCACCACUAAUGAAUUUAUACAAUUUCUCAAUGACUUGAAUUCAGUUGACAAUUUUGUUUUUCUUUUUUUUCUUUUUACACAGAUCAAUUUGAAAUGGUUUUUGUGUGUGUGUUUUUAAAAGUGGCUUGUUUUAUUAGUUUUCAAUGUUUUGGUUUAGAAUUUUACAUGUUCUUGCUUUUACAGUAUUGGUAAUUUUGAAAAUGCACACAAGGGGUCGCUGUAAUUCAGUGAACUGCAACUGCAGACAAAAAAAUGUAGAUUCUGAUCACAUCAUGGUCAAUGAUGGUGACAUUUUGUGAAAACAGUUAAAUCUUUGAUUAAUUCUAAUUUGAGAGAUUGUUGAAUAAAUCCCUAAAAUAUGUAACAUGUUUGACAGAUGAAUCUGCUACAUCAUGAAUAUUUUCAGCCUCCCUUGUUUUCACAAUUAUUUGAAAAAGCAGUAUGAAUUUCUAAUUUAAAACAUAAAAGAUUAGAAGAUUCAUUGUUCAUUGAAACUUUAACUGAUAACACUGAAAGAAAAACAUGUCUAUAAUAGUUACAAAUAUCGCACCAUAUCUGAUGAGACAGGUUUCCUUCUAGAGCAUUCUUGUAGAAAACAAGUUGUGAUGUUUUUGGAGAGUUUGUGUCUCCAGCUUUUAGGCUUGCCAGAUCUUAAAACUUUUCAUCCUUUUGAAUUGGUACAAAUUUAUAGAUGGAUAGACUUUAUUUUGGUUUGAAACAUUCUUCACAGUUUUUCUUUCAAGAAAAAUUAAAAUAUUUGGUAAUCAAAAUAAGCCUAAACAUCCAGGUUUGACCAACUCAUUUGUGUUAUUUUAAAAAAAAAAAAAAAAAUUUUUACAUUAAUUUUACUUUGAGGUAAAGUAAACAAACUAUUUCUAAAUGAAGAGUCGGUUCAAUUUAGAGAGUAGUGUAUUUUCAAUAAAAAUUGGUCAUGGAUGAUAUUCUGAAACAAAGAUAUAUUUAAGAGAUUAAAUUCAUCCAGAGUUUUUAAAAAUCAGCAACAUAGCCUUUUAUUUAUUGCUGUAAAUAGAAUCAAAUACCAACUUAAAGAUCAUGCAAUUGGGAUCUGCAAUUUUAUGUUUUACAAAGCUUACAUUGUGCACAACAGACAUAGUCGCUAAGUCUUCACUUCCCCAUAAGAAACAGUCCUGCUUCUGCCAGUCCUUAAGGGAACAUGACUGUGAGUGGUGAGCCAUAUUGUCCUUAUAUAUAUAUACAGUACAGUAUAUAUAUAUAAAAACACCAUAACUAUUCAUUUUCAUUUGAGCCAUUCCUUUCCAAACUUGUAGAUGUAGAAGUGCUAUUCAGAUUUUCUACAAUGCUAGUUUAAAAGUAUUCAAAAUUCCUGAUAUUUUUGAAUAAGUUGUUUUGAUUUGAUUAGUUGUUUGAAUUAAAUUUUAUAUAUUUAAGAGGUUUAUCCUCUGGUGAUCAUAUUUUUCUAAAUGAUACUUUUUUUUUAAGUUCAAAAGGAAGCCACCUGGAGCAUUUCUUGAACAAAUAAGUUCAAAAAUGGAAACAUUUCUGCAGGGAUGUUAAUGUGGUUGUAUGUGAUUGUAACUGGCAAACUGCAUCUAUCUGCAUGAAUCUGGCAUGCAUGCACUGACGUUAACUGCCAUGUUAUUUCAUCAGGCAUCUAUCAAGCUGUCUAGACAGCUUAAUAAUUAAUGAGCAUUCUAAACCUUUAAAGCA
Xiphophorus hellerii (green swordtail) is the source of this 3467-nucleotide messenger RNA. It is a transcript of the gene cpvl, whose product is annotated as carboxypeptidase vitellogenic like. Gene Ontology annotation, biological process: proteolysis. The coding region runs from base 202 to 1635 and encodes 477 amino acids. NCBI's taxonomy places the organism in Eukaryota, Metazoa, Chordata, Actinopteri, Cyprinodontiformes, Poeciliidae. The record is from RefSeq and is a predicted model, not a curated record. The transcript is spliced from 13 exons. Gene Ontology annotation, molecular function: serine-type carboxypeptidase activity.